This is a messenger RNA of Mangifera indica (mango), 645 nucleotides long. RefSeq names its product protein NDR1-like. Gene Ontology annotation, biological process: defense response to other organism. The transcript is spliced from 2 exons. Bases 1 to 645 code for a protein of 214 amino acids. Lineage: Eukaryota; Viridiplantae; Streptophyta; Magnoliopsida; Sapindales; Anacardiaceae. The record is from RefSeq and is a predicted model, not a curated record.
AUGCGAACAAAUAGAGCUGACUCCAGCGGCGCAAGCUGCAGCUGCUGUUCCCUAAUCUCUUUUGGUCUAGCCAUUUUUUACCUUUGGGCAAAUUUUCAUCUUUCAAACCCAAAGUGCUCCAUACAAGACUUCUAUCUUCCAGCUCUCAACAACUCUUUAAACUCCGCAGACAACUCCAUUCUUUACUUCCAGUUAAAGCUUAAAAACUCCAACAAACUCAAAGGUAUUUACUACGAUCCUGUAAACGUCACCCUAGUCAACAAAUCAAAUACCACUACCUACAUUGGAAACUAUGUUGUUCCCAAAUUUUAUCAGGGCUUCAGGAAGACAGCUGAGAAGGAUGGCAGUGUUGACGUUGAUAAGGAAGUGGUUAAAAGCGCCGUUUUUGACAACGGGACGGCGAUUUUCGGGGUUGAUUUGGCGACAGCCGUGAGAUUCAAGGGCUUUUUCUGGACGACUAAGAGGCAUCGGAUCAGGGUUGGGGCCGAUGUGGAGGUCAACGAUCAAGCUUAUGAGUCCUCUAACGGAUCACAUUAUGUUCUGCUUACCCAUGGUGAGCUGAAGCAACAGCAAAUUAGAGGAUAUGAAUGCGAUCACUUAGGAAAUUAUUCUGUUUUGGGAUUAUCUGCCUCAAGUUCUUUUUGA